AUGAAGGCUCAAAUGCUUCUUCGAACGUGGGUCAUCAUCUUUGCCUUGAUUCAGGUUCAUGGCUGCAAGGCUGCACUCGAGUACACAGCGCCCGCAACGCUCAAAGCCCUCGUGUCGACGUCCCCAAGCAAGGACAACUUGGUCAUUGCUGUCUUCUUCGGGACGUUAAAAUCGUUGGACGUCCCGCUACUGCUCUUCGUCGUAUCUGAGGACGAAGCUCCUGAGUUGUCGACCGUCAGAGGCCAGGUGGCCGAAAAACUUCAAGACAAGUUUCUGGUGGUGACCACCACCAACUUGACCCUAGCUGAAGAAGCGGAUAUCCCACCCCCUUUUGUGGUUGUCUGGAACUCCCUGGACGAAGUCAAGCCCAUAUAUCGUGACGACUUUGAAAUGGGACCGAUUCUCAAGUUCGCAGAACAGACCUCGACGCCGGUAAUCGGUAGGCUGGACUUGAAAUCGUACAUUGACCACACCCAGUCGGGAUUGCCGAUCGCUUUUAUCCUCGCCGAAACCGACAGAGAGAGAAAGACCAUCGCCGAAUCACUGAAGCACGUUGCUCUCAAGUACAAAGGAAAGAUCAACUUUGUAACCCUCGAUACAACAAAUCUGCCCUUUUUGCUCGAGCCACUUGGUGUGGACGCCACACGCCUGCCUGCGUUGGCACUACAUCGUGGUGAUGACGAUGAGGUGUUUGUCUACGACCAGAAUCGUCAGAUCAACAGAAGAGACGUCGAGACUUUUAUACAAAGAGCCAUUCAUCGGCCGGUGACGGAACUAUAG
Messenger RNA from Fonsecaea nubica, 780 nucleotides. RefSeq lists its product as hypothetical. The record is from RefSeq and is a predicted model, not a curated record. Bases 1 to 780 code for a protein of 259 amino acids. The transcript has 3 exons. Lineage: Eukaryota; Fungi; Ascomycota; Eurotiomycetes; Chaetothyriales; Herpotrichiellaceae.